AUGUCAGUUCCAGAUUGUGUAGGCGCAAGUCACUCUCCAGAGGUUCGCGCACACUUCAAGCUCACUUUGUUGUCGUGGUUAUUUCACAACCACUGCCAUCGAAAUUCGGCAUGCGGUCUGUGUGAGACCAUCAGGACUAACCACAAAGUUGACGUCUUUGUCGACGCGUUUGCCUUUCAGCGUCCAACUCUGAUUCUCAACGUGGACGGUCUGAUCGGCGUGACGAUGGUGGACCUGCUUCGUCACUGUGGAUGUUUCACGCGACAGGAGGCCGACGAGUUCAUCCAAAUCGGCACCCUCAACGGUCUGUUUGUGUUGGCUCGAAGCAUCGGUUUCAUUGGGCACUUCUUGGACCAGCGCCGUCUUCGUCAGGGCCUCUACCGCCACCCCUGGGAGGACAUCACGUACCGCUUGCCCGACCCCACCGAACUUGAAGCGCCGACGACGUCUAACGAUCGCAAAUGA
Mesocestoides corti is the source of this 465-nucleotide messenger RNA. Lineage: Eukaryota; Metazoa; Platyhelminthes; Cestoda; Cyclophyllidea; Mesocestoididae. The record is from the annotation of a GenBank genome assembly.